UGUAACCUGCAAUUAGUCUCAUGAUGACACUUUUUUAAAAUUCUGCUGUCACUAUAUAGUCAGUUUUCUCAUAUACUGUUUUUCUUGAACUUAAACAACAGGGGACAUUGCGAAAUAUUUGUAUCGAAGCACAGGCAGAAUUGUUGGGGUAGUGAAAAUACCGAACUAUUCCAUGGAAUCUGAUGAAUCCGUUUGCCUACGGAAAUCAAAUAUUACGGGGAAAUCCAAGAAUAUGAAAAGAAAAACGAAACUACAGAGGAAUACACUAAGGUUACAAGACACCACUUUCGGCUUAUGUUUUUAUUUACACAAUACCACCUAAACACAGAGACUGAUAAGGACUUCCUCUUCUACUUCCUAGCUCGUGAGUAGGAAUUACAGUCAGUAGGCUCUUUAGUGCGCGUUAGAGUUGACAGCAUUCGGACGCAAGAAUGGAUUAGCGCAUUCGGAGGGGAUCCUACCCUACGUUAUUUAUUACAAAGAAUAAGAACCCAGCAGAACCUAGAAUAUCAAAAUGGAUUACAAAUAUGCCAAUGCUGGAAUAGAACUCUUGCUGUCUCACAUGAACAUAGAGGAUAUCAUUGGCGCUGUUGAGCAUCUCUAUCACACCGAGGAGGAAGAGACUGGGGCAUUGAGUGAAGAAGGUCUCUCUCAGGAGGAGAUGGAUGAGAACGAGGAGACUGUGAAUGAUUCGGGGGACGAAGUGACAGGGGUAACAGGAGGGACCCAGGGCACACAGCAGGGGAACGGUGGUGGUAUGGUCAGGUACGGGACGGUGUCGGACUUGCUCUCCUUCGUCAACCUGAUCUCUAACAUGCAACCAGAAGCACUGCAGCACCAGACUGAGGAGAUGGGCGUGUUACUGAACAAGAAACACAUGGUGCUGAAAAAGGGACGCUAUCGCAUCGAUUUGGAUGUACUUCUGUUUCCAUGGAUGUGGACCUACAAGACUCCAGGCUCUGGCGGCCAUGUUCCAAAGGGCUCAUUUGGGAAAGUCCACUUGGCCCAGGAUACCGUUACCAGGAAGCGAAUGGCAUGCAAACUGAUCCCCAUGGAGCAUUUCAAACCAGCCGAUGUGGAGAUCCAGGCCCGGUUCCGUCACGAGAACAUUGCAGAGCUCUACGGUGCUCUCCUCUGGGACCAGAACAUCCAUCUGUUCAUGGAGGCCGGCGAGGGAGGCUCGGUUCUGGAGAAACUGGACAGCUGUGGACCCAUGAGGGAGUUUGAGAUCAUCUGGGUUACCCAGCAGGUCCUCAGGGGCCUGGAGUAUCUGCACUCUCACAAUGUCAUCCACCACGACAUCAAACCCAGCAACAUCGUUCUGAUGUCAGACAAAGCGGUGCUGGUGGACUUUGGCCUGACGGUACAGAUGACAGAGGAGUUGUACACCCCUAGGGACCUGCGCGGCACAGAGAUGUAUAUGAGCCCGGAGGUGGUUCUGUGUCGAGGACACAACACCAAGACGGAUAUCUACAGUCUGGGCACCACCAUUAUCCACAUGCAAACUGGCAGCCCGCCCUGGGUCAGGAGAUACCCACGCAGGUCCUACCCAUCCUACCUCUACAUAAUCCACAAGCAGGCCCCUCCGCUGGAGGACAUAGCAGAGGACUGCAGCGGUGCCAUGAGGUCCUUCCUGGAGCGAGCCCUGGAGAGGAACCCUGCCCAGCGCAGCUCUGCAGCCGAGCUCCUGAGGGACGAGGCCAUCAACCCUCCCAGGGAGGAACAGCCACGCUGUUGGAGCCUGGACUCAGCCCUGGUGGAGGCCUCCCACCCUCUGAGGCAGCACAGCCAGCAGCCUGACACCACACAGGAAUCGUCUCUGUACUCUGAGCCUGAGGACUCUGCCCACCUGAGGAGGAAGGGAUCACUGUACAUCGACCUGGGGGCAAUGACUGGGUACUAUAAUCUAGUAAGAGGCCCCCCUGCUACAGAGUAUGGCUAACCCUGAGCGUAACCCAAAGACACAUUUAGUAAGACCUCUGACAGAAAUUGGUCUGGUAAAGCUAUAACUGUAACCUUUAACCUUAGCCUGGUACUAAGAUAAUGACUUUAUUAUCCCCAUGGGGACAUUUUGGUACUGGUGAACUGUUAGGUCAGAGACUCAUGAAGACUCAAUGGUGAAUAUGUGUCUGAUAUGUUUUGAAAGAGUCACCAGAKGGACAGAGAGUUGGGUAGAGCAGGUGAAGUGGACCAAUGUCUGGAGAGUGGUUUCUGUAGCUAUCUUAGUUUGCCAUCUCUCAACAGUGCUGAGCCUCAUUGGUUGGAAGAGAUGUGUUACUCAGUAACUCUGGGUUUCAUUGGUUAACAGUGGAAUCAGCGACAUCUUGUGAUGUGCUCUGUAGAUACAUGAUAUAUUAGCAUGUUUUACAAGUUUGUUUCUUGCUCUCUUAAAAAUAAAGGUGCAAGUUGGAACCAAACAAAUUCUCGAGAGCGAUGCCAUAGGGGAACCAUGUUAGGGUCUCUGAAGAACCAUGAAUAGGAUGGUUCUUUGAACAACCAUACCAAAAGCCYAAACCGGUGUAGGGUUUUAAGCCUUAUUUGCAUAUUUCCCAGGGUGCCUUUCGAGUGAAUAUUAGAGUUAAAAGUACUACCCAUGACUGUGUUUGCUAGUGAUAAAGACAUGCUUGUUGCAUUCAUUKAUUUWAAGCCCUGUGGCUUCCCCAAGAUAAAUCKUAAGUGAAUAUGUUGUCAUUAAAAUCAAAUUAUUUAAAACAAUACUUAUUUCAUAAGGCCUUUUUUGAGUGCCUAGUUGUGGCCUGAAACUCAUAGUUUACAGGCCACAAUAUGCUGGCUUUAUAAGUGAUGUGUAAUUCCUAUUGGAAUCCAGCCAGACUGGGGAUAUUCAACAUUUGACACUUUUAUUCACCCACAACCUGCCUUCAAAAUGACUGCCAGGGUUGGGGAGACUAAGAUACUCAUAUCUUAAACAUCUAAACUGGAACAACCAUUUCAGCAACGGGUGCAAUGAGUCCAAGUAACAGAUUGGAUUUGUUUACAAAAAUG
Molecule: messenger RNA, 3003 nt
Organism: Salvelinus sp. IW2-2015
Lineage: Eukaryota; Metazoa; Chordata; Actinopteri; Salmoniformes; Salmonidae
Product: mitogen-activated protein kinase kinase kinase 8
Biological process (GO): protein phosphorylation
Molecular function (GO): ATP binding; protein kinase activity
Source: RefSeq, a predicted model, not a curated record